Messenger RNA from Rotaria sp. Silwood1, 1098 nucleotides. NCBI's taxonomy places the organism in Eukaryota, Metazoa, Rotifera, Eurotatoria, Philodinida, Philodinidae. The record is from the annotation of a GenBank genome assembly.
AUGACAACAACAGCAACAACAUCUUGGAAAACAACACUAUUAAGACCUACUCCUCUUAUAGGUGGACCACAAUCAGCAUUUGCUCGUCUUUUUCCUGAAAAAUAUCGACAACAAGAAGAACUUAAAAAACAACGUUCAAAAUCAAGUGAUAAUCACUGUUUAAAUAAUGACCGAAUUAUAAUUGAACAUCGAACAAAUGAUGAUGACAAUGAUAAUAAUCAAAAACUAAGAAGAUCUGGUCGAAUUCGAUUUCAUUCAAAUGUAAAUGAUAGUUUUCAAAAUCUUACAAAAUCUGAACCACAUCUUAAUCAAAUUCAUUUAUCAUCCGAUUAUUCAAAAUAUUAUAUGAAUUAUGAUACUAAUUAUACAGAUGAUAUAACUUAUACUCAAACAAUAGGUAUUCGAUAUUUAAGACCACCUACACCACCUUCACCUGAACCUCUUGUUAUUCGUGAAAUACAAACAACACUACCUGAUGAACCAUCAUCACUUAUUAUUUCAACAACACCACCAAUACCACCUCGUACUCCAUCACCAUUAAUUGUUCGUGAACAACCACCAACACCACCAGCAUAUCAACCAACUGAAAUUAUUACUAAAAAUUUACCACUACCUUCAAGUGGACCACGUCAUGUUACUAUCAAACAUAUAUCACCAUUUCCGGCUAAACCACGACCAGUAAUUAUUGAAAAAUGGUUACCAUAUAAAGCAACAAUAGAACGUCGUGUUCUAUAUCAACGAACUGAACAAAUUCAACCUAUUCAACAUAAUCUUAUUCUUCAAUAUGAACAACCUCGUGUUAAAAUAAAACAAGAAAUUCAAAAUUUUGGUUGUUUUCGUGUUGAUCCAAAAAUUUAUCAAGCUCAACAUGGUUCAUCACUUCGACGUACAGAUAGUAUACGAAAAGUUUUAGAAAAUAUUGGUUGUAAUGCUGAUUUAAUAACAUCAACUGAAUAUAAUACUUGUUAUUAUUCAACAAUGAAUCAAACAAAUAAUUCAUCACAUUAUGAUUAUCCACGACAAACAACAACUACAGAACAUCAUUAUGAUGUACCAAGAAAAUAUGAUGAGGAAACAGAAGUUUUCUCUACAGUUUGA